UGUGCGUUGGCCUUCGUGUUUUGUGAAGCCAUGGCCUGCCAAUACACACAGCCUCCACUAUUUGGCUAAAUAAGCUACAGAGUAGCAGGGCACUAAACAUGCACUGCUAUUUUCUGGAUUGGCUGAUCAGUCUUUUAUAAUUGUCAUCUGUGGCCUCUGCUUUAGUGCUUUGGAUUUUUCAGUUAAGUUAAACUCAUUGGACUUGUUUUUUUUAAAGGGAGUUGCUACAACAAUUAUGAGAUAAUGUGUAUAAUGUCAUUCAUUGGCUGGUGGUCACCACAUCUCAUAGCGUUUUAAUGGCCCGGUUCCCGUACGUAAGGGUUUAUCGCCACCUUUUGUAUAUCACCUGAACUGCAACGACACCAACGGGACAAACAACGUGUUCCUUUUGUUGGAAAUGCCUCCCAGGACCAAAGUCUUUGAUUCCUAUGUUCAUGUGUUUGGUUAUGUGCCUCUUUUCAGAAGCAAAACAAGAAUUUUGUGCUGGAGUGUCUUGCCAAGUACAUUGUGAGGAAGAUGCCCUACGCCAUCCUACCCAAGCACCUCCCUACUGAACACAAAAAGGUGGUGACCUCUGUGAUGUGGAACAAGCCAGACGGUAAAUAUUUGGUUCCUCUGUGGAUCAUCAUCCUGGCCAUCCUGGCCGGCUUGCUACUUCUAGCUCUGCUCAUCUACGUCAUGUACAAGCUGGGAUUCUUCAAGAGGUCUCUCCCGUACGGCACGGCCAUGGAGAAGGCCCAACUCAAGCCCCAGGCUGCGUCCGAGGCCUAGGAGGGCCCGGAGCCCACCGCAGACAAGCAGGAUCGAGCCAUAUGAUUGCAAUGGAGGAACAGAAGGAGAGACGCUCAGACUUUGCAGUGUGAAGAGAGUUAGGAGGAGAAACGACCACUGGAACUCCACUGUGCUGCACUAGAAGAUGAGACGACACAAACCAAAAUGAUCUCCAAACCAAAUGAAUGUCUUUGCUUUUUUUUUUUUACACUUUCUUUUCUGCAGUGUUUUGAACUGACAGAUCAAGACUAUUUCUCCUGCUCGGUAGAAACUGGCUUCAGGCUCAAGGUUGGACUGAACCACCAGAUAUUUUGUCCUACACUAUGGAAUGAAAGGUUCCUGAGGAUUUUAGUUUUUUUACACGCCUCCACAUAAUACAUUUUGUUUGAACACUUUAUUAUUGGUGCUAAAAAGACUGCAUGUACUUCUGAAGGACCGCAGCCCCCCAUGCUGACUCAUCCCAAACUCCCUGUCCACCUUUCUGAAAAUCCUUGUAGUUUUUUAAAUAGGAAUCCAUGGUAUUCAUCUGGAAAGGUACACGCUGAACCAAAGACAGUAAGUGUAGAAUAGAACGUUAUUACUCAACAUAAUAUAACACCACAAUUGACCAAAGCGUUGAUGAACCUCAUUUCAACCUGCCUGAGGAUGGUGGAUACUUCAGUGUAGUUACAUUUUUUAUUUUUGUUUGUUUCGUUUUUUCAUUUUUUUUGCACUCAACGGAGGAAUCUACUGAUAAAAACACCAAAGACUGUGUGAAGACCUUCCUCGGAGGUCAGCCUUGGUCUCCUACUGGUGGUUGUUCGUUGCCGCGGUCCCGAGUAUGAACACGCUCCAGCCUCAUCCACUCCUCGGGUGUGAACCCGCUGCAGCCUCGUCCACAUCCUGUUCUCUCACCUGGGAAGGGGACUGGAACCCACGACCCGCCCGGGGAGCCAGGCCCCCGCCUUCUGUCCACAGCGGGCGGGCUGCUGUCGCCUUUCCCUCAGAAACGGGGCUGCUGUAUUAUCAUGAGGUCAUGAAAAAGGCAUAAAGAUCAGGAGGAAGAACCUCUUGUAAAGCAACCGUUACAUAAUGAUGUCUUGAAGAGCAGAAGCGACAAUCAUCCUGUUGGGAGCCGAAGGCAGGUGGAGGAAAUGUGUUCUGGGGGUGCAGGCGGUGGUGGGGUCCUCCCCGCUCCAUGCUGCAGAGGGAUCAGCUCACCGCAGGCGAUUCUGUAGGCUUUAACGGUCUCUUUAAUUAAAGGGCUUGCGUGUGUAUGAGGAUGUGUGCUAGCAAAGAGGGUAGUGAGGUCACACCGCACUGCCACAGAGGGCUGCGCUUCCACCCAGGGAACGAACAUUGAACAGGUUGUGUGUGGAGUAUUUGCAUAGGGUUUCACAGGUGCCUUAAAUGUAGAUAGUUAAUGACCUUUGUGAGGAUGUGUGCUCGUACGAAAUGCGUAAUGUAUGCGGGCACAUAAGUAUGGUGUGUGAGUGGUGUAUUUAUGAAUGUCUGUUUUCUGUAUGAAUCGGUUAAAAACUGUUUUCCCUUUGCUCUGAUGUCGUAAUUAUGUCGUUAUUUUUUUCUGACCAUGGUGUAAUCGUUGGAAUACAAUAUGGAACUGCAAAGACUUUCCAUCUUCAUGGGGAUUUAAUCCCAUCACAAUCGAUGGCUGCCAUCAAAAUGAGGGGCGUAUUCUGUUGACACCCAAUGACAUCGGAAAAAGGGCACUGGGAAAACAACAUGUUGUUUGGAAGUGCAAUAUUUGUAAUCUACUAUUAUGAUCGGUUUCAUGCGUUCUUAUUGUUUUCAGCGUAUUUCUGUGUUUGCUUCGCUAUCUGAUCUAAGAGUCCUUGAAGCUUUGUUUCCCUCACAGGCCAUCAUAUUCUCACUAAUGGCAGCAGUGAAGAGGUAGUUUUUCCAUGGUUUUCUACUGUGGUUUUUUUUUUUCCUCAGUGCAUACAUCUUGGACCACUUUUGCUAUCAGAUUUUUGUACCACAAACCUGCCGUGUGUGUGAAGCACAUUCUCUUGAGCCCCUCCCCAGAAACACGCCGCGUUCGCUGCUCAAGAUAAUUUUGUGGUGUCACAUUUGAAUGUGGCAUGCAGUUGUAUCACCUGUUUAAACACCACCUUUUACUAACCAUAUGUGUCACAUAGCUGUUCUGUCUUUAGCGCAGCCUUAUGUCAAGUAAAAAACAACACAUGUGUUUCACAGUUUCAGAAGACUGUCUUUUAGAUUAAUUUGGUAAUUGAUUCAAUCUGUAACAUAAUUUUCCGACCUGUUAUUUAUGAUGAUGCGAUCUUUCAUCCACGGUUCUAGUCGGAGGAGGGUCAGGACUUUUCUAAACAACCCCAUUUCUUGGACUCUAAAAUAAGUUGUAUAUAUUUCUGACAAGAAGAUUAUUUUUAAAUUCAAAUGAUAAAUUGUUUGUUGUGAAUUCUUCUCACCCCAUAUUGGGGAGAAUUUUUGUUUUUAGGGAUUUUGUUUUUGUUCAAAGUUUGUAUUUUAAAUAAAGUAUUUCCCUUUUUACACAC
Molecule: messenger RNA, 3287 nt
Organism: Gadus macrocephalus (Pacific cod)
Lineage: Eukaryota; Metazoa; Chordata; Actinopteri; Gadiformes; Gadidae
Product: integrin alpha-5-like
Exons: 3
Coding region: 517-771 (84 amino acids)
Biological process (GO): integrin-mediated signaling pathway; cell adhesion mediated by integrin; cell-matrix adhesion
Cellular component (GO): external side of plasma membrane; integrin complex
Molecular function (GO): integrin binding
Source: RefSeq, a predicted model, not a curated record